AUGUCGAUUACAUAGUUAAAUAGGAAAAUAAAUCAGCUAUUAAAUUCCAUUUUGGGAAAAUAAGAGGAAUGCAUUAGGUUAAAUAUCCUGGAUUUGUAUAAUAACUUUCAAGAUCCUGAAUUUGAUUAAUAUAUGUUUUAGCUCUGGUUUAGUUAUCUCUUCUAUGUGACUGAUAAUAAAUGUAUAAAGGAGUUACUUUAUAAUUAUGCUUUUUAAAAUACUGUAAAAUUUUUUAGAUUGGAAUGGAUGCUAAAGGCUUUGAAUGAAGACUCCAAAUGCUAAAAAGUAAAGAUCGGGUUUUCUACAUUUUUGAAAUAAUUGUAAACAGAGUUCGACUAAAAAUAUUGGAGUUUAGCAGGGAAAUCAUAAAAAACCAAAUCGGCAAAUAGUCCAUCAAUUUAUAAAGAUAAACAGGAUCAAAUAAUAUUCAAUUUGAUUGAAUAAAGCUUGAGAUUGAAAAAAAUAAGUAUAGAAAAACAAAAGGAUCAUAUGAAAACUUUUUUAAUGUUGAUAAAUCAAAUGAUAACAAGUUUAAGAUUUUCGGGGCAACCUGAAUUUUGUGGCUUAACUAUUCCUUUUAACUGUGAUAAUGUAGAUUCCUUUCUAAUAGUAAAUUUACUUGAAGAUGAGUUUACUUGUUUCAAUACAGCAAAAAGAGUUCCUUAUAAGAUCACUAUAGAAACAGUAAAUCCUUCUGAAUUGGAGUUGAUAUAGAAUAUUAAUCAAUUAACCUAGAAUAAUUUGCCAUAGCUGAUUCCUAUAUAUGAUAUAGAAAAGGAAAUGAGAAGCAUUUCUUAAGUCAAAAUAUUUUAACAAUAUAAUAUCGAGGAAUUAAAGAAAUUGGCUUUAAAAAAAAUAGAUUUUUAAAGAAUGCAAUACUUAUAAAAGUAGAGCAAGAUCGCUGAAAAGGAUAUAAAUGUCUCCAGAUCUUCAAACUCUUCGAUUUGGGGAGAGGAUUGGAAUAUUACAAAGUAAAAGAUUAAAUAAAAUUCAUUAUAUGGGAACCUGAAAUCCCAUGUAGUUAGAUAGAUCAUAAUAAAAGGAGGUGACGAUCUCAGAAGCGAACUCUUAAUUAUGCAAAUGAUGAGAAAAAUUAAUGAAAUAUUCAAUUAGAAAAAAAACAAUCUUUACCUUCGACCUUAUGAUAUCAUUCUAACAUCUCCAAAUAGUGGUAUAUUGGAAUUCAUACCCAAUACUGUUUCUAUUGAUAAGAUUAAAAGAGAAUAUUAAGGAAUCUCGUUGAGAAAAUUUUACUAAAUGAACUUUGACAACUUUCAAGAGGCUCAAAAGAACUUUGCUGAAAGUUUGGCAGCAUACUCAUUAAUUUGUUAUUUAUUCUAGUUAAAGGACAGACACAAUGGGAAUAUUUUAAUUGAUAAUUAAGGCCACAUAAUUCACAUAGACUUUGGAUUUGUAUUGACAUUGACUCCAGGAAAUGUUGGUUUUGAGUCUGCUCCAUUUAAAUUAAUAAGUGAAUAUGAGGAAUUAUUAAACGGUAAAGAUAGUGAUAUGUAUAUGUAUUACAAAAUAAUGAUAUUUUCAGGUAUGUAUUAAUAUUUAAAUAACAUCACAGAAUUAAUAACCUUUGUAAAAUUAAUUAAUUUCAGUCCCAAUCAUAACCUUUUGAAUUGUUUGGAGAAUUUUAGUAUCAAUGAAUUCAAGAAAAGAUUUCAUGAAAAUGUUGACUAAAAGAAACUCUUUGAAAUAGCCGAUAAUUUGGUCAAGCAAUCUAGCAAUUCAUUAAAGACCUAGCUAUAUGAUUAUUUUCAAUUCUAAACCAAUACUAUUUAUUAUUGA
Paramecium tetraurelia is the source of this 1797-nucleotide messenger RNA. RefSeq lists its product as uncharacterized. Gene Ontology annotation, biological process: phosphatidylinositol-mediated signaling; phosphatidylinositol phosphate biosynthetic process. Gene Ontology annotation, cellular component: membrane; cytoplasm. NCBI's taxonomy places the organism in Eukaryota, Ciliophora, Oligohymenophorea, Peniculida, Parameciidae. The record is from RefSeq and is a predicted model, not a curated record. The transcript has 7 exons. Gene Ontology annotation, molecular function: 1-phosphatidylinositol 4-kinase activity.